AUGGCCACUGAAGCCACCUUGGAGAAGCACGCUUAUGUCCCCAUCUCGAAUUCCGAAUCUACCCCUAAUACAGCAGUAUAUGGACAGGAUGAUCUCGAGAAGGGGCCGCAAGAUGUCGAGCGUAGCAGCGAUCAGAUAGGAGAUAGGCACGCCGGUGUCGACGAUCCAACUCCUUCGACAGAUUCCAGCCUCAGCGGAGGAUCGGAUACAGAAGCCUACAAAGCCGAUCCUUCCAAGUCGCCGAACCUUGAUAAAGGGCAUGCGGCCAGCUCAUCGGCAGCCAAGAGACCACCCACUUUCAAGACAGUGUCUGUCAACAAGACUUUCUUAGCCUCCAAAACUGGUUUGGGCCCCAGUGCCCCCAAGGCCGGUGACAAAUUUAUCUCGAUAUCAGGCAUCACAAACACUUCAGCGUCUUCCGGUCUAACCUCUAUUCGGCCUCGUCUUGUGGCGAAAACUGGCAGUGGAAAUCGUGACUCCAGUCCACGUUUCGCGGCGAACGGCGGCAAACAAUCAACAGCACCAGAUCCAGCCAGCGUCUGGAACAAAAACAAACAAGAUAUAAAGGGCCAGGCAAACUGGGCGGAUAUUGACGACGACGAUGAUGACUGGGCACCAGAAACUAUUACUUGGACUGAUGGUACAAGAAUCACCCUGCCACCUCCCGAUGAAAUACCAAACAGCACAGAACCACCUCAGCUUCCGGCAUUACCAACCUCCAAGGAAACACCAUCUAUUGCUCCAAUAAAAUCUUCACCGCCGCUGAGAUCGACUUCCCCAUCUAAGUCCGGCGGCCUUGCAUCGGGAAAGAGCCUCAUUCUAAAGGCAGGGUCCACAGAGAAAGUCACGCUGGUAACGAAGCCCGUAGUGCCGCCCCAGCCCGCGAAGUCUCCUUGGGCGCCCUUACCACCCAUUCAGAAGGCAUCACCUGUAGCUACCGAUGCCACCCGUACACAUGUUAGCCCUCGUCCCCCUUUUAGAGAAGCGAGCCUCCAUAAGCCAUUGCAACACCCACCUGGGCGAGAAAUUGCUGUUGAUGAUUUCACCCGAUCAUCAUGGAGGGAUGCGCCGAUCGCAACGGGCCGGGAACUUUACAACUCACAGUCUGGACGAUAUGAGCCUGUGCAAGACCGACGGGGUUCUUUUCGAGCCGAUACAUAUGGCAGGCCCGCCCUCCUCCAGCGUCCAUACCCCCAUCAUGACUCCACUGAGCCAUCUCCGACUUUUCAGACCUCUCGUGCUGUACAGGAUCUACCUUUUAGUCGACGCAGGGCGUCCUCUAACGUCAGCGGCGGCAGUGGGUUGCUCCAAAAGUCAGGGAAAGGGUUUGAGCAAAGCACUAUGCAAAGUGAUGUUUUGAGCACUCGAAGAGAGUCAUUCACAACUUCCACGGAUAGCCACGCUUCGCCGAGAAAUUUUUCGCCUUCUGGCCAGUCAAGCGGUAGGUAUCCACCUACGAUGGCUUGGCCUCCAAAGGCUUCGCCAUCCUCCACCUAUGCCAGUCCACAUUCUGCCCACGUUGGUCCCGAAAAACCACCUUCACUGGCCGCAGCAGGUUUAGAUGCGCCCUUGAAUUCUGAAGAGGAAGCAGUUGAGUUUCAGAAGCGCUUAAUGCGCGAGAGGCGUGAGGAGGCAAUAAGGCGUAGAUUGGAGGAAGAAGCACGAGAAGAGGCUGCUAAAGCAGAGCGCAUACGACUCAAGCUUGAGGCCAUGGGUCCACCUCCAGAAAGGAAGAGCAUCAAGAGGGAGCAGGCUAAGAAGGAUCAUGUCGAUAUCCAAACCAUGUCCACACGCCUUCGAGAGACCGGCCCUAACAGGGAUGUUCCUCCUUUACACGAGAAAGACACCCAAGGAAAGCUCGUUAGGCAAGCAGGAUCAAAUCAAUCAGAUCCGUGGAACGCCUCCACCACAGUCUCCGCUAAUCGCCUCGUCUCAUGGCCAUCAAGUAGUCAGCAGUCGUCCCGUAAUGUCUGGGGAUCACCAGACAAUGAUCGCGGGUUAGGUAAUGGUACUUUCAACCCAGAUCUAGGCCGGGUGCUUGAGUCUCGCACCACGCAGCCUCCUCAAUCGCAGCCUGAUGAGCCGGCCCCCAUUGGACAUCUCAGCGGCAGAAUGCUUAAUCGGCAGCACUCACAACCGUCUUCGCAGAGUUUCUCGACUUCCCGCCCUGAAAGGUAUCCCGCCACCGAGCAGCGGCCAUUCGGUGAAAAACAGAAUCAAUGGGUACAGUCCGUUCUUCAAGAAGACGACACCUUGCCGGACAACCACUCAAAGGAACCUGACAGCCUUGACCGUCGCGUUCCUAACCAAGCCUUGACACUUAACGAAUCUCGGUCUGCAAUCAAGCAAACCUGGCAUCCGGACCCAGAUCCGUCUCGUUCAGAACAUAACAGCCGAGUUGUGACGUCCGCUUCUUGGGCGAGAGGUCUCGAUGAAGGGAAUAACUAUAACAAUUCCGAGCCUUCGGAAACCCCUCCCGCCACAACCCGGGGAGCUACUCAACUGUGGCCACCCAAGCCCCCCUCAGUCACAACAGGAAUGGCAGGAAAAAAUAUACGAAUUAACAGGGCGCCGGCCAGCCCUAGGUCACCGGCGGUUGAUUCGGCGACUCGGAUGGUGUUCGAUCACUCAAUCCAGCGUAACCCUGCCAUGGUAUCCCUUCCUAUCCCCAUUGCCUCAAAGUCGUCCAACCUUGAGACGAUCACAAGCAAGCCAAUGGCCGAGGAAUGUUUUGAAGAGCAAGAGAUGGGUUCAUUGCCAUCUAUUCGCAUUCCACAUAAAGCGCCCGAUGCAGCCUGGCAGCCAGCCACAUCAUCAAACAAGGCGUUGCCACGGACAUUGAUGGUCGUUGCAACUACCACCAAGCUUUUCGACCCGGUUGACAUCAAUUCGUGCUCCAUCCGCAUCUCAUUUCCCCUUACAGAACCCAGAACAGUGGCUUUAAGCGCUGCAUCAAGUCGUGGUUCAAGCCGUGCCAGCGGUCACACCCGCAUUACUGGCCGGAACCGGGGCUCGGCUCCCACUCAUCGUGGUAGUAGCAACGUAAAGGGACCCCCAAUCCCCCUCAAAUGA
Parascedosporium putredinis is the source of this 3072-nucleotide messenger RNA. NCBI's taxonomy places the organism in Eukaryota, Fungi, Ascomycota, Sordariomycetes, Microascales, Microascaceae. The record is from the annotation of a GenBank genome assembly.